UAUCGCGCCACUUGGCAUCAACUUCGACAUCCGUUUGCCCAUUUCAGUUCUCUGGGGCCGGACAGCAUUGUGAUGCCGGUAAUCGAAAAAUGAGGAGUUUGGUUUGAAGAUACUCGGCACGUUGCCUUGAAGGAGGCCUUUGCUUCAUCUCCCAUCUCAAAGUCACUAACGGUUGGGAUCUAAAGAUUCUGAAAAGGAUGGAUCCAAGAAGUCCAAUAGAAGAUCAGUUCUCUAAGCUGCACCCAUGCUUGCCAUUGGGCACGAGGAUUGGGAUCGUUGGGGCUGGUCCCAGUGGGAUAUCAGCUGCCUAUGCAUUAACCAAGCUCGGGUACACGAAUAUCACUGUCUUUGAGAAGCACCAUUCUGCUGGAGGCAUGUGUGAGUCGGUCGAGAUCGAAGGAAGGAUCUAUGAUCUGGGAGGACAAGUUCUGGCUGCUAACAGUGCGCCGGUGAUUUUCCACUUAGCAAAUGAAAUUGGAGCCGAACUAGAAGAAAUGGACUCUCACAAGCUCGCUCUAAUUGAUAGCUCCACAGGAGCUUACAGGGACAAUGAAGUUGCAAAUGAUUAUGUGUCCGUGGUUUCACUGACAUUAGAACUGCAGGAUAAAGCCAAGGAUUCAAAUCGUAUCGGUGUGCAUGCUGUGAGCGAAUUUGCUUCAGACUUGACCCCUGCAUAUCUUGAGGCCCGUGGGUUCAGAUCGAUCCCCAAAUCAGUGCAAUAUGGUUACACCGCCUCCGGAUACGGGUUUGUGCCGGACAUGCCCUAUGCAUACAUCCAUGAGUUUACUAGGACUUCCAUCGCGGGAAAAAUUCGGCGCUUCAAAGGAGGAUACACAAGCCUCUGGGAGAGGAUCGGUAAUUCAAUUCCAAUAAAACUUCUUGCCAACACUGAAGUACUAUCAGUCAGACGGGAUUCCUCGGUUGUUCACAUCGAAGUAAAGAGUAGUAGUGGAGGAGCUGAAGCAGAACACAUAGAGUAUGAUAAGAUCAUCAUAUCGGGCUCGUUUCCCUUCAAGAAUGCAAAAGCUUACCGAUCGCCAACCUCAACUUCCAAAGCAGAACCUGAGAGUAAGGUAUUGGAUAUGAGUGAGCUAGAAAAGGAGCUUUUCAGCAAAGUGCGUACGAUUGAUUACUACACCACUGUCCUGAAGAUCAAGGGGUUCGAACACAUUCCCGUGGGUUUUUACUACUUUGGAGAAUACAUGGAAGACCCCACAACAAUUGGGAAUCCGGUUGCUAUGCAGAGAUUCCAUGCCGACACUGAUAUUUUCCUAUUCUGGUCUUAUGGAAACUCGGCGAAUGUCGCAGGACCCGCUGUCAAAGAACUCGCCAUCAAAGCGGUUAAUUCCAUGGGAGGAGUAGUCAGAAAGGAGAUUCUGCAGAGGCGAUUUAAGUACUUUCCUCAUGUUGGACCUGAAGAGAUGAAGAAUGGAUUUUAUGAAAGACUGGAAUAUGAGCUUCAAGGCCUCAGAAACACAUAUUAUGUAGGAGGCCUGAUGGCAUUUGAACUUACUGAGAGGAAUUCAUCUUACGCAAUGGCUCUGAUCUGCAAACACUUUGCAACUACCAAUCCUGCACCUCCAUUUCCCUAUGUGAAGAGUUUGUUCCAUUUGAGACUGGAUCAAGACAAGAAACAUCCAAAGAUCCUGAGUGAAUCGCCUGGAAUCGAGUUCCCCGAUCUCUCUACGCUCAAUGAAUAUCUCAAGCACUGGGGAACUCAUGAGGUCUCAAAGAACAAGAUGCUCUAUACGUGGAUCAACGACGAAGGGGCAGCGGUGGCUCAAAGGACCUAUGGAGAACUAGAAGCAAAUGCUGCUUUCAUUGCCCAUAAACUGCUGACGAGCCAAAAACCUUCCAUCAAGAGAGGCGACCGGGUUUUGCUUGUCCACCCCCCGGGCUUGGACUUUGUUGAUGCCUUCUUUGGGUGCUUAAGGGCCAGAGUCAUUCCAGUCCCGGUCCUUCCUCCUGAUCCUCUGCAGAGGGGUGGACAGGCUUUGAUGAAGAUCGAGAAUGUUGCGAAAGUGUCUAAUGCGGUCGCAAUCCUGUCCACUGUGGGCUACCACGUGGCGGUUCGGGCAGGUGCAGUGAAGAGCUUGAUAACCUUCCCGGGGAAAAAUGUUAAGAACCCUGCUCGCUGGCCCGAUCUCCCGUGGUUGCAUACAGACUCUUGGGUUAAGAACUUGAAGAUCGCGCCUUCCCAUGAAACCUCCGAUCUCUCCGAGUCUCUGCCCGAUGAUCUAUGUUUCCUGCAGUUCACUUCAGGCUCAACAGGCGAUGCUAAAGGUGUAAUGAUAUCUCAGGGAGGACUCAUUCAUAAUGUGAAAAUGAUGCGGAGGAGGUACCUCAGCACUUCAAACACGGUGCUCGUGAGCUGGCUUCCUCAGUACCAUGACAUGGGGCUGAUUGGAGGUCUCUUCACGGCUCUCGUCAGUGGCGGUUCAGCCAUCCUAUUCUCACCAAUGACGUUCAUCAAGAACCCACUCAUGUGGCUUCAGACGCUGAGCAAGUACAGGGCCACUCACAGUGCAGGCCCCAACUUCGCAUUGGAGCUCGUAAUUCGGAGGCUUGAGUCAGACAAGGCCAAGACCCAUUACUAUGAUCUCUCAUCCUUGGUUUUCUUCAUGGUUGCUGCAGAACCUGUUAGGCAGAAGACACUAAAGAAGUUUGUCAAGCUUACCCGACCUUUUGGCCUUUCUGAGGAAGUUAUGGCUCCAGGUUAUGGCCUUGCUGAAAAUUGCGUCUUUGUGAGUUGCGCGUUUGGCAAAGGGAAGCCGAUCCUGGUAGACUGGCAGGGGAGAAUUUGUUGUGGGUAUGUAGUUUCAAACGACGAAGAUGUAGAUCUCAGAAUAGUCGAUCCCGAUAAAGGUGUAGAGAAAGAAGAAGGGACUGAAGGAGAGAUUUGGAUUUCUAGUCCUAGUGCCGGAAUCGGGUAUUGGGGCAGAGAUGAGCUUAGCCACAAAACUUUCAGGAAUGAACUUCCAAACUACAUGGGAAGAAAGUAUACGAGAACGGGAGACUUGGGUCGAAUAAUCGAUGGGAAGUUGUUCAUCACUGGAAGAAUCAAGGAUCUAAUAAUCAUAGCCGGAAGAAACAUAUACUCCGCAGAUGUAGAAAAGACUGUUGAGAGCACAUCAGAGCUCUUGCGUCCCGGGUGCUGCGCUGUCGUCGGAGUUCCUGAGGAUGUUCUCUCCACAAAAGGAAUCUCUGUUCCUGAUAUGUCAGACCAGGUAGGACUUGUUGUCAUUGCCGAGGUUAGAGAUGGAAAACCUGUGGAUAAAGAUGUUGUUAAACAGAUCGAGGCCCGUGUGGCGGAGGAACACGGGGUGGCUGUUGCUUCAGUAAAGCUGAUCAGACCUCGAACUAUCAGUAAAACGACUUCAGGGAAGAUCAAGAGGUUCGAAUGCCUCAAGCAGUUCGUUGACGGGACGCUCAACGUGGUCCCAGAUCCAAUUGUCUCGAAGCGAUCUUUGACUCGGUCCUUCACCACCGGAACUUGCCAGGCAGGGAGAACUCCUCGACCGGAGCUGAGCACAAGUCUUUUAUCACCACCAAGUCAUACAUUAGGCAACAAUGAGAUCGUGGAGUUUCUCAAAGGGCUCGUGAGUGAUCAAACAGGAAUUCCCAUCAAGAACAUCUCUCCUACUGAAAGCCUCACUUCUUAUGGAAUCGACUCAAUCGGAGUGGUGAGAGCUGCCCAGAAACUCUCGGACUUCCUCGGGGUUCCUGUUGGAGCAGUAGACAUCUUCACCGCCACAUGUAUUGCCGAUUUGGCAAACUUCUCCGUAGGCCUCCUAAUGAGGUCUCAGCCCCAACAAAAAACUGCUGCAGCAAACCUUCCCGAGCCUGAGAUUCUCUCUUCCCAAUUUGCGACUGAUGCUUCAAGGUUCCAUCAGUUGGGUAUCUGGUGCUUCCAACUUAUCGCUCUUCUUUAUGUUUCCAUGAUGCUCAUCCUCCCCGCUUACUUGUCAGUUUCGGGCUUUUCAAGUUUGGUCUUGAGCCUCCAAGGAUUGACAGACGGGUUUCCCUGGGUUUCUUACACCCUAUCACUGAUACUAGCUCCUUUUUCAUGGAUCACAUGCAUGGUUUUGACGAGCUUUUCAAUUGCAUUCCUUGGAAACUCUUUCUUGAAACCAAACUAUGCAUUGACUCCGGAGGUAUCAAUCUGGUCCUGUGGUUUUGUCAAGUGGUGGGCGCUCUACAAAGCCCAGGAGGCUUCUUCGAGAGUCCUUGCAGUGCAUCUCAGAGGAACAGUGUUCCUCAAGUACUGGUUUGAGAUGCUUGGAGCAAGAAUAGGAUCAUCUGUUUUGCUUGAUACAGUGGAUAUAACGGACCCUUCGCUCGUGUCAAUUGGAAAUGGAGCUGUGAUUGCUGAAGGAGCUCUGAUUCAGGGUCACCAGGUUAACAAUGGUAUCCUGCAAUUCCAACCAAUAAGAAUAGGCAGGAAUUCUACUAUUGGCCCGUAUGCUGUGAUUCAGAAAGGAAGCAUUUUAGGCGACGAUUCCAAUGUACCAGCCCUCCAAAAAGUCGAAAUUGGGAAGCCUGUUCCUAGGUCAACCCGAAUGACUAAUCCUCAAAAGGGUGUCAUACCAGCAAAUCCCCAAGACGAGGCUGUUUACCACUUCAUUGGCAUCUACAGCAUCGGGUUCCUCAGCUCCCUCUCUGCUGCUAUUGUUUAUUUCCUAUACAUUUGGGUCUUUCAACAGUUGCCUUCCCUUCAACAUCUUACUUUUAUCUGCAUCUCGGGAUCAUUACACUGGAUACCAUUCACCCUCGUAUCCUAUGCAACAAUAUUCACUAGUCUACCUGCAGACCCGGCCUUCUUUGCCAUCGCUCUGGCCAUUUCCUACUUUGCCCACGGCUUGAUCCUCUGCCUGUUUACAUCCAUCCUGACCCGUUUACUUGGUGACCAAGAAAAUCAGACCCAGUCACACCUCAAAAUUUGGCUUUCCCACCGAAUCUCCAUAGCCUGCCAUCUCAGGUUUGCCAAACUUCUAUCCGGAACCGAGGCCUUUUGCAUCUACUUAAGGCUUCUAGGGGCAAAAGUGGGCGAGCACUGUUCGAUUAGAGCCAUUAACCCGGUCGCUGAACCGUGGAUGAUUUCGCUUGGUGCUGGAGUGCACCUGGGUGACUUCAGCAGGUUGAUCCCAGGAUUCUACUCUGCUGCUGGAUAUGUCCGGAAUAAGAUUUCCGUGGAGGAUAAUUCUGUCAUCGGGAGCCAAAGCCUUGUCCUUCCUGGUUCCACAGUUGAAAAGGAUGUCAUUCUCGGGGCGCUGUCAAUCGCUCCAAUGAACUCAGUCCUCCAGAGAGGAGGAGUUUACAUUGGGUCUCAGAAUCCUACAAUGAUCAAGAACACGAUGCACGCUUUGGAUGAAAGGAUAGAAGAGAUGGAUGCGAAGUAUAAGAAAAUCGUUGGGAAUUUGGCAGCAAAUCUUGCUGCCACGACUCUCAAGGUCAGGACGAGAUACUUCCAUCGGAUCGGUGUCAGCGGGAAAGGAUACUUGAAGCUCUACGAUGAUAUCAAAGGCUUGCCUGAUCACAGUAUGUUUGGUCCGGGAAGGAAAUACCCAUUGAUAAUUAGGCAUAGCAACAGUUUGAGUGCCGACGAUGAUGCAAGGAUUGAUGCUCGGGGAGCAUCAGUAAGAAUACUUUCAGAAGGCAGCGGAUCUCCACUUCUCGACCUGACCCUCAAGACGGGCAAGGCCUUUUAUGCUCGCACAAUCUCAGAUUUCGCAACGUGGCUUGUGUGUGGGCUCCCAGCCAGGGAAGAGCAUGUCAAGCGGGUUCCACACAUCCGUGACGCAGUGUGGAACUCUCUGCGAAGGGCCAACUCAUAUGCCGAGAUGCAUUACUACUCCAACAUAUGUAGGCUGUUUCGGUUUAAGGAUGGAAAGGAGAUGUAUGGAAAGUUCAAGCUGAGGCCUUAUGAUGAAACAAUCGGCGAAGAUUCGGGGAAGGUUGAGCCCUUGGGAAUCCUCCCACCCGAAACAGGAGCCAUCCCCAGGGACGAGGAUGACACUCGACCAUUACUCUUCCUCGACAAAGAUUUUAAGACCCGCGUGGAAUCACCGGGGGGUGUCCGCUACAUAUUCCAACUCCAACUCCGUCCAAUCCCAGACGACGAAUCUGCUCGGGAUAUUGCCCUCGACUGCACCAAGCCAUGGGAUGAGGAACAAUUUCCAAAAAUAGACAUCGGGGAGAUUGGUAUCGAUCAAAAUCUCAGCAAAGAAGACUCAGAAAGUCUGGAAUUUAAUCCAUUUCUCCGGUGCCAUGAGGUGGAUGUGAUCCGGGCCAUGUCAAGCUCUCAGAGCGCCUCGAUCGAUCACGGUCGUUCGCUGAUUUACGAGAUAUGCCAGCAUCUUCGGAAUGGAGACCCUCUUCCUCAGUCCUGGAGGGUUUUCCUGGAGCAAUCUGACGUUAAAGUUGACCUCUCGGGUUGUCCAAUGGCAGCUGCCCUCGAGAGGAAGGCCGACAAUGAGAGAGUGACCCUAGCCAGAACCUGGUACCAGACCACAUGGGCCCUGCUCGUCCAACCACUGCUGCAGACGAUUUUCCCAUACUUCCUCUUAGGACUGAUCAUCUAUGCUCCACUGAACUCGGUUCUCCGGUACAAGAGCACCGCGAGUACGAAUGUGCAUUGGCUCCUCCCCCUGUUCUGGGUCUCUUCAGGGAUCCUGGCGGCACUGUCAUGCGUCAUUGCCAAAUGGGUUCUCGUCGGUAAGAAGGAGGAAGGCGAGAACAUGUUCAUCUGGAGCCGAGGGGUCUUCAUGGACACGAUAUGGCAGGCUUUCAGGACCAUCGUCGGGGACUACUUUGUGGAUGUGACCUGCGGGUCCCACUGGUACCUCCUCUGGAUGAAGCUCAUGGGGUCCUACGUCGAGCUCGAGCAUGGGGCCUACGUGGACUCCAUGGGAGCCACGCUCAACCCCGAGAUGGUCGUGAUCGAGGGAGACGGAUGUGUGGGGAAGGAAGCCUUGCUGUUCGGGCACGUAUACGAUGGGGAAGGAGGGCAAGUGAAGUUUGGGAAAGUCGUGAUCGAGGAGGGCGGGUUUGUGGGGAGCCGGGCCGUGGCCAUGCCCGGCGUGACCGUGGAGAGCGGAGGGAGCCUCAGCGACCUCUCGCUUGCGAUGAAAGGCGAGACCGUGAGGUCGAGGUAAAACCAUUAGUUCGGAGCAGUGACAGUUUCAGAGUACUCCUCGCGUAACAUAUAAUAUACUAUACUAAAAAUAAAACACGAGCAUACCGACUUACUAGUAUACGUACCGAUUGAGAUUAUAAUCUUUCUGUACGUAGAAUACUUGUAUUUCCGUAGAAGCUGAAGACAAAGGAAAUAAGAUCUCAACGUCAGUGCAACGCAUUGCCGUUUGGAA
Molecule: messenger RNA, 7367 nt
Organism: Punica granatum (pomegranate)
Lineage: Eukaryota; Viridiplantae; Streptophyta; Magnoliopsida; Myrtales; Lythraceae
Source: RefSeq, a predicted model, not a curated record